Molecule: messenger RNA, 5538 nt
Organism: Annulohypoxylon maeteangense
Lineage: Eukaryota; Fungi; Ascomycota; Sordariomycetes; Xylariales; Hypoxylaceae
Exons: 6
Coding region: 1-5538 (1845 amino acids)
Biological process (GO): transmembrane transport
Molecular function (GO): hydrolase activity; transmembrane transporter activity
Source: RefSeq, a predicted model, not a curated record
AUGGAGUCCAAACUAAAACUCAUGCUGCGUCCUAGCACUUCGGCUCCCUCACUGAAGGAUGUAGAAACUCGACCCGAAUCAAUCAAAUCCACCAGGUCAAAGGCCUCGUCAUUUCGUCAUGGGUUGUUAAAGAUAGAUUCUUCCAUCGACCACUCGGCCAAAGACCUGCCAGCACCUCCAGUUUUGACUCCAGGCGCCCCAAAACCGACAGGAAGAAAUAUCACUAUGAAACACAGGUUUUCAAGUGUCUCGGUUCCGUCAAGGAAAUCAUCAAAGGCUAAUGUUGAGAGACGAAGCGAAGGAACCCUUAUAAUCGACGACACUAAACGGCCCCACGUAGUGUGUCUUGAUCCUACGAUGCACCCUCUUGACAUGCACGCGGCAAUUCACCACCCUGGCUUAGUCACGGAGGCCGACUUUUGUGAUGCUGGUGUUGCAAUUGACCGCGACUCGCCUAUCAUAACACCGCCAAGUAGACUCUCCCCUCUAUCAGAUAUCAUCUCAACCGCCCCGGUCUACCGCAUUCUCUCGGGAGGCAACAUACAUCAAGAUGUCAUAGAUGUGUCCGCUCAUACCCACAAACACCAUAGCUCGGCCGUCAAAGUUCGCCCAGCUGCUGGACUUCUUCCUAAGGUGGCAGCACACGAAGGCCAUUCAAACAUCUCUAAGGUCCAACCUGCUGCAGAAGAUCCUGGAGGCAGGAAUGUUCUAACAUCGAGAGUCAGUCCAUCAAUAGGCCCCAGUUCUCCUUUGAGCUCUGAACAUACUUCAAACCACGAAGGUCAUAUCUGGGUUCCCAAGGUACAGCCUUACCACGAGUCAUCAGUUAUUGUGUUCAAAACGGAAGAGAACUCGUUGCCAAAGUUGUCCGUCGCAAGUAGUGACCGAAGAGAUGAGGACUCAUCGAAAGGAUCUUCGUAUUGGGGAUUUCUACCAAAAUUUGGCGACAAGAAGGAUGAGAAGUCGAGUGUCGCCGAUGAGUCCUUAGCCCAUCCUGCUUCUCCGCUUGGGCUACAAAUGACCCCACCUGAAUCAAGAAGCAGAUCCGUUGUCACGACUCGCAUUGAAAAUAGGCCUUCAAGCCAAUAUUCAACUUCUCAAAAAAGUUUCGAUGUUGUCCCAAGAAACAUCACGAGUGCCGCCGAAUCAAUUGAUAAUCGAAAGAACGUCCGCCAUGACAAUAGAAGCGUAGCAUCUCCCGACAAUAUUUCCAACACUAGUCCUCGGCAGGAGGAAAUUGCGCUUCAAGAUAAUGAGGAAGAGAGAGCCUUAUCGACCGGCUCAGUUUCCCCUACCUCUCAUCCACGUCAUGCAGAGAGUUUGUGCGAGAAUGACGAUCAGGGGCAGACCAUAUUGCCCCAGUCGCCCGAUAAAAAUGACCCGUGGCGUGCUGGUACCUGGCUUCGCCAGUUUCUGGGAUAUCCCGAGUCAACUGAUCCGAACCUUACCCAAUUACCGGAGAUGUCUCAUCCUCGCCACGAAGAACAUUACGAUUAUCCCAAUGAUAUAAUUGAUGAGAUCGCAUCUAGAGUAACAACAUUCUCGGAGCAGAGUGCAGCAGAUGCCGGGACGAUGGAUGCGACUAUGCAUAACCUUGAACGGCUACUUAACGAAGCACUGAAUCUCGCUGGUGAAGCUACUGAGCACGAUCAUUGUGGAUAUACUGAUGAUGGGAACCUCUCUAGCCAUUUACAUAACACAUCUGAAUCAAUUCAACCGGAUGUUCAUGAAAAGAUCAGAAGUCCAAGUAAAGAUACGCACGAGCUCAUAGUUACUAAGGUACCGCAACAUGUCUUCGUGGGUGCGCCUGAAGGUUUCGGUCAUGGUUGCGAGGCUUUAUCAUCAAGAUGGACAGACCCCCGCGGAUUGGUAAGGCCUGACAUGCGCAAUGGCAAUAUUAGUCGAUCAUCAUAUCCCACCGAGGUUACCAGAGAACGAAGCGUGCAUAAUCGCCGAAAGUCCAAGCAAAAGCGCACAAGUCGCGAAAAACGUCAUGUAUCGUCUGACGAUAGCGUUUUGCCAAUGCCACCUUCCGAUAGCAAAAUCAAGAGACGAUGUCCAUCUCCAAUACCUCAUGCAUACGACGAAGAUGAUCCAACGGGGGUUAUAAAGCAUCGUGCCAGGGAUGUCCCUAACAGUCGAGAAGUUAGAGAGUAUAUCCGUGUCUUUCAUCACCCUCCAAUUACAUCUCGGAACAGCUCUAGAAAUCUUCGCGAGGCCUCGCCGGAAAAUGAAUAUAAACUUCGUAAAGCUGAUACGUAUCCUGGGGUACGUCGCAGAGAUGUGGACGUGUGCAGCUUAGACGGUGGUUCCGACGAGAUAGUAGACUUUUCUACCCAAUACAACACCAAGGAAGGACAAGAUAUUGCAGUCCCAGAAUUCAAAAAGUCUAGGCGUCAUCGCAACCAAGAUGCCUCGCCUGUGAAAACUGGUGCGCACCAUAAACAAGCAGCAACCAGAAAACAUCACGAACUACGCAAUAUAAGCCUUCACAGAAGGUCUCACUCUGUGAAACGCCAACCUACAAUCGCCCGUGACUGGUCACCUAUCCGCAAGAGAUUUGUUGCUUCUGUCGCGUGUUUGAGCACUGCAUUGAUCGGUGUCCUGGUCGGAAUCUAUGCUGGUCUAGUUCCGUCGAUGCAAUAUUACAUUGCAGACUUCAACCACUACACGAUUCUUGGCAAUGUUGGGAUGUAUCUGGGAAUGGCGCUUACGAAUUUCUUGUGCUGGCCGUUACCAUUGCUACACGGCCGUAAGCCAUACAUCGUGUGCAGCUUAUGUGUAGCAAUGCCGCUACUUUUCCCCCAAGCGAUUGCAGUAAGUGUCCCUCGGUCUCCAUACACGAGCGCUUGGAGAUGGGCACUACUUCUUCCCAGGGCUCUCAUGGGCUGUGCUUUGGGUUUCGCCAAUAUGAAUUUCCAUUCAAUAUUGACCGACCUUUUUGGCGCGUCUCUGAUGAGCAGUAAUCCACAUCAGGAGGUCGUCGAUCGUUACGAUGUGAGAAGACAUGGGGGAGGCCUUGGUGUAUGGCUCGGUAUUUGGACAUGGUGCUUCAUCGGCUCGUUAGGUAUCGGCUUUCUGCUUGGUGCCAUAGUCAUUGACAACCUACAGCCUUCAUGGGGGCUCUACAUAAGCAUCAUGCUUAUUGCGGUCGUCCUUCUUCUUAAUGUACUCUGCCCUGAAGUCCGACGAUCAGCUUGGAGACGUUCCGUGGCCGAAGUGAAAACUAGCUCAGCAGUAUCGCGAAGAGUAGCUCGGGGGGAGGUCAAGAUGCACCGAGUCAAGGACGGCCCCAAGUGGUGGGGCGAAGAAAUGUAUCACGGAGUAGCUCUGUCUCUAGAGAUGCUCCGCCAACCAGGAUUCGUUAUUAUGGCACUAUACUCGGCGUAUAUAUAUGCUCAGGUGGUUUUGGUCAUUGUCCUUCUGGGAUCUCUGACAUCCAGAUACUACCGGUUUAAAUCCACAUAUGUAGGCACCGCGGUGUCAUCUGUUGCGAUCGGUGCCCUGUUAGCGGUGCCAUUCCAGAUGGCGAACCUCUUCUCUCGAGCCCGUUCCACAGGUCCGCUAACGAACAGUAUGACCUUCGAUAAAAGGUUGACAUGGACUUCACACCUCGUCCGGCGGGCAAUCUUUGUUAUUGUGCUCCCUAUCGCCGGCGAUACCAUGAAACGGACCAAUUACUCAUCUUUCCCUCGAGUAACCGCCGGAUGGAAUCUUAUUCACAGUGUUGGUUUCGCCGCGGCUGCGGCGGCGACUUGGGUAGGCGGCAUAGCUACGCGAAGUCUAGGACAGAGAGCUGCAACGGGAGUUGUAGCAUCCGCCUUGUUCUUACACUCGAUUCUACUCCUAGGUGUAUUUACACGGUUUAGACACAGGCCCAUCAUCCUUGGCAACCCGUCGGAGAAAUUUCGUCGUAUGAACAUCCUUGAGUUGGGCUCUCUAACGCGAUGGAGCGAGAUCCGCAAGAAGAACCGUCUAAUCGAUGAAGGCGCUCAUCUAAAUAGACAAGUAGUUGAUCUUGCUCGCGGUGAGAUUGGGCGUCGAGGCAACCAAGGCGUAGAGAGAUUCGGGGAAAUUGUCCGAAAAGUGAGUAAGAGGAGUAUGAGAAGCAGGCGUAGCCGUGACAGCGAUGAGGAUAACAUCCCGCGAGUCGAACUUCGAGAUAUCGGACCAUUGGGGCCACCAGGGGCCGGCCUUGAACACCACCACAGCGAAUUACCUCCUACAGUGUAUUUUGAACGCGAAUGCAUCAUGGGUCAGACUUUGCCGGAAGAAGCGGAGGAAGCCCCAUCCACGGACAGCGGGUCGGAUGAUGAUUAUGACGCAGGUCAUUUACAAGAGCACUCCUCUCAUAUGACUUCCAAGGUUCAACCAUACGCCGGCUUCAGAAAGCCAAGCCUACGAGGCGCCGUGGCUGGCACAGAUGAUUAUGCGAUCGACACGGAGCUCGCCCGUGGCGAACACGCCUCUCACGCAGAAGCAAAAGUGAAGCCUGCAGAUCCCAGAGGUUCAGAGCACAGAGAACAACACGGUGCGCAUAUGACAAACAAAAUCGGGGCUAGCAAUCAACAUUCACUCGACACUCACCCACAACAACACAUCAUCGCACCUAGCGCAGGCGACCACAGCACAGGCGCUACCAUGAAGCUCUACGCUAUCGGAGAUCUCCACCUCAGCUACGAGUACAACAGGAAGGCCCUCGACGAUCUCACCCCGCACCUGGACGACGGGCUCAUCUUGUGCGGCGACGUCGGCGAGUCGGCCGAUCACCUGAACCUCGCGUUCCGCGUCGCAAAACGCAAUUUCAAGGACGUCUGGUGGUGUCCCGGCAACCACGAGCUGUACACCCUCGGCAGCUCCCCGCGUCCCCAUCUCCGCGGCGAGGCGAAAUACCGCCGCUGCGUGGAGCUCGCUAGGGAACAUGGUGUGUUAACGCCUGAAGACGAGUUUGUGGUCUGGGGGGAUGAGGGGGAGGGGGAAAAGGUUCUUGUGUGUCCGGUCUUCACGCUGUAUGAUUACAGUUUCCGCCCGAAAGACGUCGAGAGGAAGGACGCGCUGAAGUGGGCUGAGGAACGCGAUACCGUUGCUACGGACGAGUUCCUGCUCCAUCCGGAUCCGUAUGCUACCCGGGAUGAGUGGUGUCGUGUUCUCGUUGAUAGGUUUGAGAAGAAGAUCGAGGAGGCGAGGGUGAGGAAUCCGGGGUUAAAGACUGUGCUUGUGAAUCAUUGGCCGCUGAGGGAGGAUCUGGUGUUCAUUCCCCGUGUGCCGAGGUUUAGUCUUUGGUGCGGGACGACGUUGACGAGGGAGUGGCAUGCCCGGUUUGAUGCGAAGGUUGUGGUUUCUGGACACUUGCAUGUGCCGCGCACGGAUUGGAAGGGGGGUGUUAGGUUCGAGGAGUGUAGUUUGGGGUACCCGAAACAGUGGCAGGAUGUUAGGACUACCGGGAAGGAUAUUAAUGAUUUGUUGAGGGAGAUUAUGCCGGGGCCGUCGCCGCCGCCGGGGGGAGAGGCGGAGAUGAAGUGGAGGCGUUGGGGAUAG